AUGUCACUCGAUAUAUCCUCGAGCAGUUUAAUCAAACCCAAUUUUUGGGCAAGAGGAAGAAAUAAGUCGGUAAUGAUUGCUACGAGAAACCUUGGAUUUGUGAAGAUAAUAGCUAGAGCCACGAAGAUCCCGGCUUAUAUUGGUGGAACUAUGGCCGCAGGAGGCACCUAUAUUGCAUAUAAAGUGGAACAAGCAAGCACAUAUACCCAAGAUAAAUUGUCUGCAUUUAAAGAUUUCACAGAUGGCGUUUUUGACAAAACGGGGGAUUUUUUCAAGAGCAUGACAGGGAAUAGUGGGACAGGCAAUGAUGGUGGAGCCGGUGGCGCUGAAGGUGGCGCUGGUGGAGCUGGCGGCGGUGGUGGUGGAGAAAAUGAUGCCGCAACUGCUUUGGGAGCAACUGCUGCUGCUGUUGGGCUAACAGUGGACGAUGACGAUGACGCAGAUGAGACCGCUGUGGAAGACGAAGACGAAGACGAGGAGACCAUGAAGUUAAUUGAUGACGAUGAAGACGAGGAUUUUGAAAGCCAAGAGGAAACAGAUGAUCACAUGUUGAACUUAACACGUCAAAUGAUUGAAAUAAGAAAUUUGUUGGCAAGCAUAGACCACGAUGGAAUUAGAUUGCCAUCAAUUGUUGUUAUCGGUUCUCAAUCGAGUGGUAAGUCGUCUGUCUUGGAAAGUGUAGUGGGUCAAGAAUUUUUGCCCAAGGGGUCAAAUAUGGUGACCAGAAGACCCAUUGAACUCACAUUGAUCAAUACACCCGAGUCUGCAUCGAAUGUAGCAGAAUUACCAGCAUUGAAAAUGUCAAACAUAACGGACUUUACGCAAUUACAAAAAAUACUCUACGACUUGAACAUGGCUGUGCCUGAAUCAGAGUGCAUAUCCAAUGAUCCUAUCCAAGUGACAAUCAGGUCACCAAAAGUUCCCGAUUUAUCCUUAGUUGAUCUUCCAGGAUAUAUUCAAGUUGAGGCGGCUGAUCAACCCAUAGAGUUGAAGAAAAAAAUAAGAGAGCUUUGCUUUAAAUACUUGGAACCACCAAAUAUCAUUUUGGCAAUAUCGGCUGCUGAUGUGGAUUUGGCCAACUCUGCCGCAUUAAGGGCGUCGCGACUAGCUGAUCCAAGAGGUGAGAGAACUAUUGGUGUGAUUACAAAGUUGGAUUUAGUUAGUCCCAAAGUUGCAAGAAAAAUCUUGACUAAUAAGAAAUACCCAUUGAGAUUGGGGUACGUUGGUGUGAUAACAAAAGCUCCUUCUACCAAAGAGGGGGGUGGGCUUUUUUCGCGAUCAAAAGUGACCGGGUAUCAAGCAUUUGUUGCUCAGCAAAACUUUGAACAUACUUACCUAAAGGAACACCGAGAUGAGUUUUAUGGCACAACUGUAAGCACUAAGAACUUGAAGAAGAAAUUGAUGAGGGUUUUGGAAAAGACAAUGGCUGCGUCGUUGAGACCGACUCAUUUGGCAAUUCAGCAAGAAAUGGAGGAAACUGCCUACCAGUUCAAAGUAGAAUUCAACGAUCGUCCAUUGACGCCGGAAAUGUACUUGGCUAAUAACAUUGAUAUGUUGAAGUUAGGGACUAAGGAUUUGAGUCAUGAGUUUUCACGUAAUGAACUAAAAGCCAUAUUAAAGAAUGCUUUGGAUCAAAAAGUCUUGGACUUGUUAGCAGAGAGAUAUUGGAACAAACCAUUUGACUUGAAUAGCUCCACCACUGUUGCUGUUGAACCAAACUUGAAAGAAUUGACUCAAUCGAUCCACGAUGAUGAUUUGUACUGGCACAAGAAACUAGAUUUGGCAUCUGGUUCAUUAACAAAAUUGGGAGUUGGUAGAUUGUCAACCAAUUUGAUUACUAAUGCAUUGUUAACUGAGGUUGACAAUUUGGUUGAUAAUACACAAUUGAGAAAACACCCCAUGGCCAAACAAGCAGUUAGAGAUGCGGCUAAAACAGUGUUGAGCAGUAAGUACUACUCUACAGCUGAUCAAGUUGAAAAUUGUAUCAAGCCGUACAAGUACGAAAUUGAGCUUGAAGAUAGAGAGUGGCAAGCAUCAAAAGAAAACGCCGUUAAUUUGUUAAAAGAAGAAAUGAGACAGUGUAAUGAGCUAUAUCACGAUAUAAAAGCAAGGGUUGGAGGUCGCAAACUACAACAGGUUAUCACAUACUUGGAAAAAUUAAAACAACAAAAAACAGCAGAUGUGGACCUCACAUCGAAUGAGACGUUAGGCUUUUCGCCAACUUUGAUCCAACGUGGUAAAGAGGCCAUUUUUUUAAGAGAUCGUUUGUCAAUAUUAAAAAUGAGACACCUGUUUGUUAAGAAUUCCAAAAAGUGUCGUUCAAAGGAAAAUAAAUACCAGUGCCCCGAAAUAUUUCUUGACGCCGUUGCUAGCAAGAUUGCAUCUACUUCUAUAUUGUUUUUGAAUGUUGAGCUAUUAAGUGAUUUCUAUUACAACUUCCCUCGAGAAUUGGAUAUGAAGUUUUUCAAUAAUUUAAGUAAAGAGGAUAUUGAAAAGUUUGCCAAGGAGGAUCCAAAAAUUAAGAAGCAUAUUGAAUUACAAGAGAGGAAAGAUUUAUUGGAAAAUGCAUUAAGUAAAAUUGAAAGUGUUUUAGCUAUACAACGGACGCAAAAAAAAACUGAGUCUGUUGAUAAUGAUCAGAAAUCAUUAUUCAAAUGGUAA
This is a messenger RNA of Lodderomyces oxycetoniae, 2661 nucleotides long. Its product is annotated as dynamin-related GTPase. Gene Ontology annotation, cellular component: membrane; microtubule; cytoplasm. The record is from RefSeq and is a predicted model, not a curated record. The transcript has a single exon. Gene Ontology annotation, biological process: mitochondrial fusion. Gene Ontology annotation, molecular function: GTPase activity; GTP binding; microtubule binding. Lineage: Eukaryota; Fungi; Ascomycota; Pichiomycetes; Serinales; Debaryomycetaceae. Bases 1 to 2661 code for a protein of 886 amino acids.